This is a messenger RNA of Trichomycterus rosablanca, 2827 nucleotides long. RefSeq names its product SKI-like proto-oncogene a (gene skila). Lineage: Eukaryota; Metazoa; Chordata; Actinopteri; Siluriformes; Trichomycteridae. The record is from RefSeq and is a predicted model, not a curated record. Gene Ontology annotation, biological process: negative regulation of BMP signaling pathway; negative regulation of transcription by RNA polymerase II. The coding region runs from base 133 to 2010 and encodes 625 amino acids. Gene Ontology annotation, cellular component: nucleus. The transcript has 8 exons. Gene Ontology annotation, molecular function: SMAD binding; DNA-binding transcription factor activity, RNA polymerase II-specific; RNA polymerase II cis-regulatory region sequence-specific DNA binding.
CUGAGAGAACCGGAGCGCUACAGAGCGGAAGUGAAGUUGCAUUGCCAUGGGAAUGAUUUACCUUUACUAGAAAGACACACAGAAGCAGUGUGGACGGUACCCACCCCCUGGCACAGGACUGACGGGCACAGCAUGGCGAGCAUGAGCGUCAGUGUACCAGUAAAAGAUGGAGGCUCUCUGCAGAAGGGACUGAAACGGAUCUGCAGAGACGGGCAUGAGGAAGCGCUCGUAAAGAAGCGGUUGAUGGCGGAAAUGAAGCUGGCACAGAGGCUGAAGCAUGAUGAUGUGGAGGGGGAUAAAGUGCUGGAUCUAAAUCCGGCUCUGAAACACACGCUGGCACAGUUCACUCUAAGCAGCCGCAGCUCACUCGGGGGUCCGGCUGCGUUCUCAGCCCGGACCACCACUGACAAGGACCUCAGUUUGCCCAUACCACCUGCCCAGCCUCUUCCUUCUCCCUCGAUACUGGGGACAGGGCCUUUACUGGUGCCCAGCGACAGUUCCACUGAGCUGACCUACUCUGUACUGGAGGGCGAGUCCAUUUCCUCCUUUCUUGUGGGGGGUGAGAAGCGUCUGUGCCUGCCGCAGAUAUUAAACUCAGUACUGCGGGACUUUGCGCUGCAGCAGAUUAACGCCGUGUGUGAUGAGCUGUACGUUUAUUGUGCUCGUUGUGAUGGCCAGCAGCUGCAUGUUCUCAAAAUGUUGGGCAUCCUGCCUGUCAACGCUCCGUCCUGUGGUCUGAUCACACAGACCGAUGCUCAGAGACUGUGUAAUGCCCUGCUACGCCCUGGCACGAACCCCUCCACCUCUGCGGUUCCACCUGUCCUGAACUCUGACCGAGAGGGAUUCCGGGUGGAGCACUGGUGUAUGGGAAGAUGCCGCGGAGUGUUCGUACCACGAUGCUACGUGCACCCGGAGGCACCGUGUGUGCAGUGUGUGAAGUGUAGGCUUCUGUUCACACCACAGAGCUUCGUCAUGCACUCUCACCAGCCACCAGAUAAACGAACAUGUCACUGGGGCUUCGAUUCAGCCCAGUGGGGGCGCUAUCUGCAGCUCAGCACAUGCUACGAGGGCACAGCCGAGGAGAGCACGCUCAAAAAAAUGCUUAAUCAGAUGAAAGAAAAGUUCAGCCUACAUCCAGAGAUGCUCUCGUGCCAGGUGCCGAACCACGAACUCGGUGUGAAAACGUCCAGUCCUGAUCUCAGUCUUCAUACUGAUACACUGCAGAGAGAGGAUCCUCUGGCCUUCAGUCGUCUGUCUUCUAAAAUUAAACAGGAAGUUGGAAGCCCAGCGUUCAUCCAUCCCAGUUUUUACCUGUAUGAUGAGAUGGUGGCACCAAACGUGUCUCUGCAGAAGAACCUUGUAGACCGACUGGAUUCACUUGGAACCCUGCUCAAACAUCAAUACAGCAGAACCACACAUGAUCUCCAUGUCACCCCCUCAACUAUUGUCAAGGAAACUAAAUCUUACCAUGGUGAUGAAGCACAUGAACACUGCCACCCUCCACCCACGGGCAUCACCACAGAAACGGGAAUAAAGGAGGAGGACGAUAAGAAACAGCUGCUUCUGGAGAUGGUUCACAUGUACAACACACAGCAGGAGCAGCUCAGCAUGACUCUACACACACACCUGCAACUGGAGACGGAGCUGCAGAAGGUCCGUGAUGGUGAUGGUGAUGAGAAGGAGUUGAGAAGAUUAUCCAGAGAGCAUGGUGAGCUACAGAAUGAGCUGGAGGUGAUGCACACUGAGCAUGCUCAGAAACUGAGAGGUGUUCAGCAGGAACACAGGAAGCUGGAGCAGAGACUGGAACAGUUCCAACACCAAAACUGUACCUGCAUACAUACAGAGGAGGGUUACACCAAACAGCUGAAGGACCUGCGAGUGAGACUGGAUCAGGCUGAGACAGAGAGACAGGAACUGCAGGAGGAACUGAGAAGAGAGAGACACGCCCAUCAGGAACUGCAGCUGAUUAUCUCUCAGCUUCAUCUACAGAUCAACCAAUCACAGUCCUGAUAUCAGCACUCCAUCCAAUCACAAUCCUCGCUUCAUCAGCUCCACCAAUGAGAGCGCUGAAAGACAGAACACACAGUCACUAGCACCCACACACACACACACACACACAGUUACACACACCGAGUCCUGCUGAUCUCUCUCUCACUCACACACACACACACACACACACACACACACACACACACACACACACACCGAGUCCUGCUGAUCUCUCUCUCUCUCACACACACACACACACACACACACACCGAGUCCUGCUGAUCUCUCUCACACACACACACACACACACACACACACACACACACACACACACACACACACACCGAGUCCUGCUGAUCUCUCUCACACACACACACACACACACACACACACACACACACACCGAGUCCUGCUGAUCUCUCUCACUCACACACACACACACACACACACACACACACACACACACACACCGAGUCCUGCUGAUCUCUCUCUCUCUCACACACACACACACACACACACACACACACACACACACCGAGUCCUGCUGAUCUCUCUCACUCACACACACACACACACACACACACACACACCGAGUCCUGCUGAUCUCUCUCACUCACACACACACACACACACACACACACACACCGAGUCCUGCUGAUCUCUCUCUCUCUCACACACACACACACACACACACACACACACACACACACACCGAGUCCUGCUGAUCUCUCUCACUCACACACACACACACACACACACACACACACACACACACACACACACCGAGUCCUGCUGAUCUCUCUCACUCACACACACACACACACACACACACCGAGUC